GCCAUGGAGACCCCGGGCCCGGUCGCCAUGGAGACGGCGGCGGCCCGGCGGCGGCGGCACGCGCUGCUCGUCGUCAUCGGCGAGGUCGGCACCGAGGCGGAGCGCGCGGCGCUGCGGGCCGCCCUGGAGCGCGGAAUUCGCUCAUGGGACGUUGACCUUCUCUCGUGUGACCUGAAUCAACAGCUGCGACUCUUUGUGACCCGGCACCUUGCUCAGUUCUCUUCAGAGGUCAAAGGCCAAAGGACCCUGCACCACCGGAGCGAUUCCCUGGAGACCGUGAUCCUGGUGAACCCCAAUGUGGAGAGCGUCGUGUCGGAGGUGCGCUCGCUGGUGUGCGAUCCGUCUGCCCACAAGCUGCUGAUCCUGUGCGGGCAGAGCUCCGACCAGGAGGGGGACCUCAUCCUGCAGGCCGGGACCUUCAGCUACCAGAGAUUUGCCGAGAUCCUUGAGGAGCCGCAGGUCACCCAGAUCCUCAGCAACGCUGACCCCAGCACCAAGGCCUCCCUCUCUGUGCUCUGCGUGGGAGAAGGCGACUGGAGCAACCUUGGGCAGCCGCGGUUCCAGGAGCUCCUUCAUCUGAGGCUGAACCCAGAGCCGGUCUUGCCGGAGAUGGACGGGGUCUCUGAAUUCGCUGAGUACGUGUCCGAGACCGUGGACGUACCGUCGCCGUUUGACCUGCUGGAGCCCCCUACCUCUGGGGGCUUCCUGAAGCUUUCCAAGCCCUGCUGCUACAUCUUCCCGGGCGGACGUGGUGACUCCGCGCUCUUUGCCGUCAAUGGGUUCAACAUCCUGGUGGACGGCGGCUCCGAGAGGAAGUCCUGCUUCUGGAAGCUGGUGCGGCACCUGGACAGGAUCGACUCCAUCCUCCUGACCCACAUCGGGGCUGACAACCUCCCAGGCAUCAAUGGGCUGCUGCAGAGGAAGGUGGCCGAACAGGAAGAGGAGCAGUCCCAGGGCUCCACCAACUACAGCGACUGGAUGAAGAACCUCAUCUCGCCGGAGCUCGGAGUGGUUUUCUUCAACGUCCCCGAGAAGCUCAAGAUGCCCGAGUCGUCCGUGAAGGUGAAGAGGAGCAUCGAGGAGGCCUGCCUGACGCUGCAGUACCUGAGCAAGCUGGGCAUCAAGGCAGAGCCCCUGUACCGCGUGGUCAGCAGCACCAUCGAGCCCAUCACGCUGUUCCACAAGAUGGGCGUGGGCAAGCUGGACAUGUACGUGCUGAACCCCGUCAAGGACAGCAAGGAGAUGCAGUUCCUCAUGCAGAAGUGGGCAGGGAACAGCAAGGCGAAGACCGGCAUCAUCCUGGCCAGCGGGAAGGAGGGCGAGAUCUCCGUGCCUUACCUGACAUCCAUCACAGCCCUGGUGGUGUGGCUGCCCGCGAGCCCCACGGAAAAAAUCGUCAGGGUCCUGUUUCCUGGAAACGCUCCCCAAAACAAAAUCCUGGAAGGUCUUGAGAAGCUAAAGCACCUGGACUUCCUGAGGUACCCGGUUGCCACUCAGAAGGACAUCUCCUCUGGCAUGCCACCGCCAGCGCUGAAGCAGACCAAGAUCAAGCAAAGAACGGACAGCAAAGAGAGCCUGAAAUCCUCCCCCAAGCCAGCUGCAGUGAAGCAAGUCAGGAAGGAAGAGGCGGUAGAGGAGGGGGCCAAGGACACGAAGCCAGAGGUGGCGAAGGAGGCCAAGCCCGAGAAGAAAGCAAAAGAGCACACAGAGAAGGGGCCGGAGAAACCUGCAAAGCCCGAGAAGAUCAAGACAGAGUCGAGCGAUGCCCUCAGAGCCGAGAAGAGGAAACUGGCCAAGGACAAGGCGGGCAAGAAGCACCUCAAGGAGAAGGUGUCUAAGCUGGAGGAGAAGAAGGACAAAGAGAAGAAGGAGAUUAAGAAAGAGAAAAAGGACUUGAAAAAAGAGGAGGGAAAGAAAGAGGAGAAGAAAGAUUCCAAGAAGGAAGAGAAGAAGAAGGAGGCCAAACCCGAGCCAAAGAAGGUGCCCAAGCCGGACCUGAAGCCAUUCACCCCGGAAGUGCGGAAAACACUGUACAAGGCCAAAGUCCCCGGCAGAGUCAAGGCAGAGAAGGUCAAGGCCAAGCCAGAGAAGGAAGCGCCCGUGGAGCAGAGGUUGCCCGUGCAGAAGGCGCUGGCUCAGCAGGGGCCGGCGGGGACCGACGUGGCCAAGCAGAGGCUGGUCCUGUCCUCGCCCGAGGACCUCACCAAGGACUUUGAGGAGCUGAAGCAGGAAGAGACGGGGGAGGAGCAGCCCGCCCAGGCCAUGCCUGAUGCCGCUGCUUCCCUGAGGGGCCCUGGGCCAGCCGUGCCGCCUUGCCUUGGAGAAGGGCUGGCUAUCUCAAAGCAGGCAGUUCCCUUGGAUGCUGCGGAUGAGACAUUCCCCACGGCGCAUGGGGAAGGAGAGUUGCCAGGGGAGGAGAAGCCAGUCCCUGGACUGGGUCUAGGGCUCGGACAGGCCGGAAGGUCUGAGGGUGAAGGCGCGGCCGUGGAGGAGCCUCAUGAAAUAGCAGAGCUCGGAGACGAAGCCAAGAGGCUCCCGAGCGCCCAGCUCCUCCCAGAGGUUCCUGGCAAAGGGGCAAGAGAGGAGCAAGCCCUGGCGCCAGCACCGGCACACCCCGAGCCAGCCGCUGCAGACGUGCGGGCCCCGGGCCGCGCGGAGGAAGAGCAGCACAUCUCCCUGGACGCGCAGCAGAGCCAGGCAGACGCCAAGGCACUGCAGGGGCCAGAGGCAGGCGAUGGGACUGAGACGGAAAGGAGAGAGGACGUGAUAGAAAAGGCCGAGCUGGAGGAGAUGGAAGAGCAGCACGUGCCGGCCGAGGGGGCGACGCGGGGCAAAGACUUGUAUCAGCUGCCGCGGGGCGGGAAGGAGGGCGCGAGACCCUCGGCCCCAGAGGACCAGGGCAGGAGGAGCCCGUUCCCGGAGAGGGAGGGGGCGAAGGAGGCGGCGCUCGCGAGCAGCCUGCCCGCACCGCCCGGGGCCGCAGCGGAGCACGUCUCCUACAUCCAGGACGAGACCAUCCCCGGCUACUCGGAGACCGAGCAGACCAUCUCCGACGAGGAGAUCCACGACGAGCAGGAGGAGCGGAUCCCGCACCUGAAGUACGACGUCAGUGCCUACGACAUCUCCGUGCCCGAUCGCCCGGGCUCCUUUGAAGCUGUCCACGGCAUCCCGGCCGUGCCCGUGCCCGAUGUGGCGGCCAAGGGCUAUGCCGGGCAGGAAGCCGAGAUCCUGGCGUACCCCACCAACAUCGUGGCGGCCCCGCUGGCAGAAGAGGAGCACGUCUCCUCCGCCACGUCCAUCACCGAGUGCGACAAGCUCUCCUCCUUCGCCACGUCCGUCGCAGAAGACCAGUCGGUCGCCUCCAUCACGGCGCCGCAGACCGAGGAGACAGGCAAGAGCUCCCUGCUCCUGGACACAGUGAACAGCAUGCCCUCCUCCCGCACGGAGGCCACCCAGGGCCUGGAUUACGUGCCCUCCGCCGGCACCAUCUCGCCAACCUCCUCCCUGGAGGAGGACAAGUGCUUCAAGUCUCCCCCGCCAGAAGACUUCCAGGCCCUGGCAGAAGCAGAGAGACGGUUUGAGGCCCAGAAGAAGAGCCAGCACGAGGAGGCAGAGGAGGAGGAGGACGAGGAGGAGGAUGGGACCCCCAACAUCGAGGUGCCCGGGCGGCUCCACGGCCACUACGGGGCCCCGCUGUUCACGCCACAGGACCGCGGUACCGAUGUCCCCGCUGACGGCCCCCGGGAAGAGCCGCAGACGCCUGUGCUGCCUCUGCCCGCCGAGGAAGCAAGGCUGUCCCAGCUGGACUCGGGCUCUGCAGAAGCCGAGGAGCGAUGCAUGAGCCCUGACGACAGCACCGUCAAGAUGGCAUCACCAACGCAGUCCGGCCCCACGAGCGCCGGCCACACGCCUUUCCACCAGUCCCCGGUGGAGGAGAAGCUGGACGCCGUGGAAGCAGAGCUCUUUGAGAAGGUAGCGGAUGCGGCUGUGAAGGAGGAAGAGGGCCUGGCCCCCUGCAAGGGGGAAGGGGCUGCGAGCACAUCCGAGCCACCGAGCGACGAGGCAGCUGCCGCUCAGCGCGCCCCCGGGCAAGAGCCGCUUGCGGUCCUGCAGGAUGCGCCGGCCGAGGAGAGCAGCGUGGCAGCGCCGGCGGAGGCUGCGUCUCCCACAGACAAAGCGGAGGAGCUGCCCGUGGCCCGGGAGGAGCUGCCCUGGCUCUCGUACCACAAGCAGGAGACGAUUGUGAUCGGGGACGAGGACGACCUCCCCGAGCCGCCCGCCCCCAGCACAGACGCCUUCCCGGAGCCAGGCCAGGAGCUGGAGUUCGAGGACGAUUCACUCCAAUUCGCCAAAUGCACAGACUCGGGGCCGGCUGCUGCCCAGGGACUGUCUCCGGAGCGCGUGGCAGCGCCCCACGUCCCAGAGCAGAGCAGCCCUGAGAGCGCCAAGUCCCCAGAGGUUUCCCUUCGAGAGGCUUCCCCGGAUGACACCAAAUCCCUGUCUUUUACUGAAGGGAGCCCCAGUAAAGAGAAAUCGCCAGACAUUUCUAUUAAAGAAACAUCUCCAGGAGACGGAAAGCUGUCGUCUUUCUCGGGAGACAGCUUAGAAAAGGAUAAGUCUCCCCCGGUUUCCAUUAAAGACAUUUCUCCAGAAGACACCAGAUCCAUUUCUCUCACCGAAGAGAGUCCUGGCAAGGUGCCGUCUCCAGACAUUUUCCUUCGAGGAACCUCUCCCGAAGACGCUAGAUCUCUUGCCGUCGCAGCAGAGCACGCCGCUGAAGAGCAGAUCGCGGCCGUGGCGGUGACAGAGUCGCGUCCAGAUGCUGCCAGAGCCUCGCCCCGCGGGGGGCAGAGCCCAGUCCCGGGCGGGAAACCGCUGGAAACUGCCGGCACGGAUAUCCUCCUGCAAGAGCCCAAAUCCCCUCCUCUCCCGGGACACAGCCCCGUGAGAGACACCUCGGCCGCAGACAGCUCCUCUGCCGAAACCUCUCCAGACGAUGCCGGGGGGUUUUCUUUAAGAGAAUGGAGCCCGGCCAGGGCCAAGUCCUCGGUGCUCGCCUCUCCGGACGCGAAGGUCUGGGGCGGCACAGAGCCCAGCCCCACUCGGCAUAGAGAGGCCCUGGCUCUCUUCUCAGAAGAUGUGCAGCCCUGUCACGUCCCAGAGGAGAGAGAAGCGGAGGAAGAGAAAUCCCCCGAAAUGGAAGACCUCUAUUUGCAAGAGGUGGGUUAUGAGAGGAAGGUGUGGUUCCCAGAGGUGCUGCAAGGGGGACCGCGCAAGCACAAGUACGAGGAGGAACGCGAGAGCACUUUCUUAGACGAGGGGCCAGACUACGAAAGACCACCGCCGCCCGGGCCCGAGGAGGAGAAGGCCCGUCAGCCCGUGGCACCGGCACGUGGCGCGCUGGGAGACACGGAGCCGGCCCUUUGGGACUCUGACCACGGACGUUUCCCGGAGCAAACGGACUUGGGGAAAGCAGAGCUGUUCCCGAAGAAGGAAACAGAUUUCUGGCGCGCCGAAGCUGACAGGCCGGCGCCGCCGACACCAGACGUGGAGCCCGUCAGCGCGGACUCGGCCCGGGCGCUGACGGAGGCCGAAUGCCUCUCGCUGGAGGCAACGCAAGUGGACACGGCCCCUGCGGUGGUUGCGGUCCCUGAGAAAUGGGGAGCAGCGGGCGCGCCCGCAUCGCCGCCGCCGGCCUCUGUGGAGGAGAGCCAGGCCAGGCCGGCGAGCGCGGCCCCAGGCGGGGAAGACUCACGGCUCGCAGCCAAGCCAGACUACUCCUACCUGGACGAGGAGGAGCGAGCGGUCCUGGACCUGUACGCCAAGUCGCUGGACCGAGCGCUGACCGGCUCCCCGCUGCCCGCCGCGUCCUGCGCGAGCACGGCCCCCGCCGAGCCGCACGAGCUGCCCGGGACCAGGCAGGACGAGUCCCCCGCGCAGGCCAGCGUCCCUGCGGGGGCCGCCGAGGCCGGCGCUCUGCCCCGGGAAGCGCCCGAGUGCACGGGGCUGCCAGACACGCAGCAAGACGCUGACGCCACCUCCGCUGCGGCUCGCGGCCUGGAGGGAAGCGAAGAGCAGAGGGCGGCAGCGUGGCCGGGCCCAGCCGGCGGCGCCGACGCAGCCGCUUCGUCCCCGGGCAGCGCGGCAGGGGCCGGUGAGCCCGGGCUCCCCCUCUCCGGGCAGGAUGCUCCCGGACGAGGGGGCGACGCCGUCGGCUAUGCUGAGGACACGCUCGCCGUCCGCCAGGCGGACUGCCGUCCUGUGGCCUCUCCCAGCCCCUCGGGACCCUUUUCCCUGGAGAAAGAGGCCUUUGAGUCCAGAGGAGAUGACAGCACCAAGAGGCCGGAGCAGGAGGAAAGGGAGCCGACGCCGUACCCGGAUGAGAGGACCUUCCACUACGCAGACGUCUACGAGAAGGUGGUGGUGUCUGGCAUGGGGCUGCCCAGCUUUGGGCGCCUGGAUCAGGACCGGCCAGAGCCCGCGUUCCCCGCCCCGGCGACCAAGAAAACAGCAGGCCGUCACGGGGAGCUGCCGAUCCACAUCUCCGCCAAGGAGGAGGAGUCGUGCCUGUACACCCCCGCCGAGAAGGAGCUGUCCUCUCCCACCUCCCCCCGGGACAGAGGCGACUCCUCGUUCGAGUACACGGACGUGCACGAGCGCCGCUCCCCGCUGCCUGAGGCGGAGAAGCCCCGGGAGGCGCCGGGAGGCCCGGGUGAGCUGGCCUGGGCGACGGCCAGGCUGGACAGGCCGGACGCUGCGCCGUGCCCGCCCUCCCCGGGGGAGCGCGCGCCGGCCCCACCCCCAGACCUCCUCCACGCCUUGUGCCACGAGAAGCCCGCCACAGACGCAGCUCCCUGCGACGACAACAUCCUCUCCCUGCGCCGGGAGCAGCACGCGCCUUCCCCGAAGGAGCCGCCGACCAAAGACACGUACUACGAGAAGGCAGGGCCGGGGGAGGAGAGCGCCAGUGACUCCGAGCUGGAGAAGGGCGCCAAGGAGCGCUCCGAGAAGGAGUCCCGGCUGCCCAGCCCCCCGCGCGUCCCCGGCACGGCCGGCGGGAAGGACGCCUAUGCCGACAGCCCGGCGAUGGAGAAGGCCCAGGCGUCCGCCUCACCGGCGUCGUCUGCCUCCUCGCCCUGCGACUCCCUGCAGAGUGACGAGCGCUGGCUUGGGCAGCCGGUUGCCGCCGCGGAGCCCCACGCCGUGGGGUACGGCCCUCUGCCAGGCCCGGGCAGGGACGGCUGGGCGCCACGCGUGUCCUGCUCCGGCCAGGUGUCUCCGCAGCAGAGGGAGGGUGCGGGGGUGCCCCGCAGGGAGCCCCCCUUCCCUGCCACGCACUCGUCCAGGGCGGAGGGGGCGUUUGAGGGCCAUGGCAAAGAUGCCCGCCUGAAGCCAGCUGCUGCAGGGGAGCAGGAGGAAGAGGAGGAGGAGCUGGCUUUGCCCCCGCAGAGCAAAGGGGCUGAUUUCUCGCCCUCUGGAUUUGGGUUUUCCUCAGCACAGAAGCCCGAGCCAUGUGGCGCGCCGGGCCGCGAGCUGUCCCCUGCGAGCUGCAGGGUGGACAAGCCUCUCGCCCUGAGCCUCCCCGGCGCUUCGCCCCACGACCAGGAGCGGAGCCACGAGUACCUGGAGGUCUCCAAGGCUGCCCUCGGCUUGGAGUCCUCCCUCACCAGGUUCUCGCCCCUGAGCCCGUGCGAGGACAGCCAGCCCCUGCCCGGGUCUGCGGCCGGAGGGGCGGCCCCGCUGCAGCAGCCCCGCGACGACUCCCCCAGCUGCUCCGAGGACGCCUCCUCGGAAGCCACCACGCCAGUGAUACACGCGGCCGCCGAGGGCUUCUACUCCCACGUGCUGGCGGGCUACGCUGGCACGGCCACGGAGCCCGACCGCAGGAGCCUGUGGGACGUGUCCCCGCUGCUGCCAGCAGACCCCUCCGGCACCCAGGUGACGGGCAGCCAGGAGCUGGCCGCAGCCGAGGAGCGGGGCCCUCCCUCCCCGUGCGACAUGGAUGACAGCACGCUGCCGUGCCGUGUCGAGUGCCUUGGCGUGGACACGCGGGGGUCGCACCGCGCCGCCAGCCCCGGGCAGCAGUCCCCCUUCGCGGACCAGCUCGCGGCCAUGACCUCGCUGCCGGACGUGCUGACGUCGUUCCCUCCCCCUCGGCCGGGAGACGCCGCCACGUCCAACGGUCCCACCGAGGUGAGCACGAGCCCCCAGGCCUCGCACAGCGUGCCGCCCCCCGCCGGGGCGCUGCGGCAUCCCGAGGCCAGCGGCAGCCUGUCCCCGUGCUCGGGGGACGAGGACCGGGAGCGGCAGAGCCGUCCGUCCUCGCUGACGUCCCCGGAGCACAGUUUCCAGCCCUUCUUCCCCGACGCGCAGAGGGGCGGCAGGCCGGGGGACCGCGGCGACGCCUCCCACGAGAUGGAGCCACGGCUGGGCGCCGGCUCCGACUACGGGCAGAAGUUCUCGGUGUGCGAGUACAAGCAGAGGAAGGGCGAGCUGUCCCCCUCGUUCAUCAACCCCAGCCCACACGACCUCUCCGAGGACAGCGACCUCUCACAGGACGAGGGGCACCCCUCCGUGAAGGGGAGGCCACAUCACCCCGCCGGGAGCCAGGGGCAGGCCCCCGUGGUGGAGGAGACCCCCCCCACCUCGGUGAGCGACUCCGCGACCUCCCAGUCCGACUCCGACGUGCCCCCCGAGACCGAGGAGUGUCCGUCCAUCACGGCCGACGCAGCCAUGGACUCGGACGAGGAUGCCGAUUUCCUCCCAGUAGACAAGACCGUGGGCACGUCUCACCAUGCCAGCACACGGCCCAGCCACGACCCCCAGCCGGCCCCUAUGGUGGAUCCCCACCCGCACCCCCCGCACCCAGACGUCUGCAUGGUGGACCCGGAAAUGCUGGUCGUGGAGCAGAACGCGAGCAGAGCCGACAAGCUUGCCAAGAAAGACCUGAAGGAGAAGAGCAAAGGCAUGAGGAAGGCCUUGAGCAAGCCCAAGCCAUCCUCGCCUGCCCGCAAGCUCGAGGCCAAAGGAAAGCGGUCGCCCACGCCGGUGAAGCAGCCUGCAGAGCGGUCCCCAAAGGCUGCCACCGCAAAGAAGGAGAAGGAGGGAGGGGAGAAGCCGUCCAAGGCACGCGGCCCCCUUGCGCAGCCCUCGCACGUGGACGAGAAGGACGAGGUGUCCCGCAGCAGCCACAGCAACCCGGGCAAGGGCCUCGUGAACGGCAUCAAAACCAACCCUGUUUCCAGCAGCCCCAAGAGCAGCUUGUCGGUGCCCCCGGGCCCACCCGUGUACGUGGACCUGGCCUACGUCCCCAACCACUGCAGCGGGAAGAACGCGGACCUGGAGUUCUUCAAGCGCGUCCGAUCCUCGUACUACGUCGUGAGCGGGAACGACCCAGCCAACGGGGAGCCCAGCCGGGCCGUGCUGGAUGCGCUGCUGGAGGGGAAGGCCCAGUGGGGCGAGAACCUGCAGGUAACCCUGAUCCCAACACACGACACAGAGGUGACACGGGAGUGGUACCAGCAGACCCAUGAGAAGCAGCAGGAGCUGAACAUCAUGGUGCUGGCCAGCAGCAGCACCGUGGUGAUGCAGGACGAGUCCUUCCCCGCCUGCAAGAUCGAGUUCUAGCUGCCCGGUCACGCCACGCUCAUCCAUCGCCCCGUCUCCAUCGCCGCACUCAGACACCGCCUGCCGCCCAGCCCUGCUGGCGCCGUCCCUGCGUGGUCCUGUGGACCGGGAGAGCGGGCGCCUGCACAGCGUGGUGCUGGGGCUCUGCGUGAGGAGCAUGGGCUCUGCCCAGCCUGGGCUGAGGUGCACCGUGCCGGGGCAGGAGGAGGCCGGGGCACCUUCCCCUCCUGGGUGGAUUUUGCUGCCUGUACAGUCGCUGUAGAAUAACGUGGCUGCCUUCAUGCUGCAAGUGCUUUCCUCGCCCGCAUCCUGGCCACCCCACCCUACGCCACCCUGCCCUGGCGUCACGGCACUGGCCUCUUCCCCCCAGCCUGGCCUGCCACGAGGCUGCAGCACGAGGACAGGCACGAGGGCGGCUGCGGGCUGAGAACUGUGCGAUGCAGAACAGAUGGAGCGAGGAGACGGUGAUGGCCAGUGACGCCCUGCAGCUGCCAGCAAGGCCCAGGACAGCCUGACGCGUGGGAGCUCCGCCACCUCCCGGGGCAUUGGGACACGAGCCCUGGGCCCCGGUGGGCUUGGCCUGGGGUCCGGACCCGCAGGCUUUACCCAAGCUGCUGCAUGUGGCCGAUUCCCUCCCUCCCUCCCUGCAGCUGCGGUGCUGCAGGACGCCCGAGCCGGCAUUGGCACAGAGUGUAUGCUGCUGCCCCGCUGUCCUGAGCUUGCGGCGCGGCGCGGUGGGGCGGGCAGGGCUGGAUGGUGCUGCCCCCCCAGCCUCCAGAUGCACAAACCCCAGUCUCCGCAGUCGCAGGCCUCGCAGGGGCGGGAGAUGAGCCGAGGUGUGGGCAGGCCACGCGUGGGGAGGCAGGGGCUGCGUCUCCUGAAGGAAGGCUCUUGCUACCACCUGCCGGUCGUGGUGCUGCUGGGGCCUGGCACCGGUCUCGCGGGGGCAGCAGAGCCCUGACCAGGCAGCAGCCCCCUCCCCACCAGCCACAGGGUGCGAGGAGCGGGCGACAGCGACUCCCCCAGGACAGCCACCGUCACCCUGCCCCGGCCGUUGGGAAAUGCCGCCCAACCCCGCUGGGGUCGAGGGCAGGUGGAGUCAGGCUGCGCUGGGGCCAGGCGGUGGCACUUGCCCCCCAGCUCAUGCUCUCGCCAUGGUGCCAUGGGCCUGCCACUGCCCUCCAAGGGGCAGGGCCACGCCACUCCCUCCAGGACCCGUGCCCCGCGCAGGGCAUGGGAGGAUGAGGGGGGCCCGAGCACUGGCAGGAGGGUGCCCACAUGGCCCAGGACGGAGGUGGCAGGAUAUGGCUAAGGUGGUCCGCCGGGCCGCACCCCUGCUGCUGUCCCAGCCAGGCCCCCUUGCCUGCAUCCUGCUGCCGUGGUGCCCGGCCCUGCCAGGUCAGAAGCGCAUCUGGGAUGGUUUAUUUUGCUGCCUAAAUUAUGUAUUUAUUUUGGUUUUGGGCUGCAUUGCACGCAGCUGUGACACGUUCAUGUGUGUGCUGCUGCGGUGCUGGCGCCGGUGCCCUCCGGCUGCAGCUCGCAGGGGCGUUGCCACGGCCGCCCAGAUGCAGCCAGGUGAUGGUGGCAUGGCCACGGGGGCUGGGCCACGUAUGUGCGGGCAGCCCGGGGCCAUUGCACGCUGCCUGCAGGCCCAGAGCGGGCGGCGGGGCCGUGGCUGGCAGCCUGGCGCCCCCGGGCAGCGCCACGUGCCGUUCUUUGUCAGCGCUCGCUCCAGAGCGUGUUGGCCGGGAGGGCCUGCUUUCGUUCUCUAUAAGCUGAUUGGGUCAGUACAUAUGAAUGUCAGUUAUGGCAGCCAAUCACAGGCCGGCAGUGACAUGGCCACUCCCCCUGUCACCACUGGCCUCCAUGCUUCCCUUGGGCUUUUGCUGGUGUCGUUCACCGAGUCCUUCCGUCUGCCCGUCCGUCCGUCUGCCCGUCCACCCACAGCCUGUGACUGGCCGCCCGCCGCCCCAGGUGCCUGGACACAGGCACAGCCACGCCGGGCCAGAGGGGCGCGCGCCCUCCUCCCUGAGCCCGUGUCCUCCGCCGCGUGCCUAGGCAGAAGCGCUAAUGCACUAACUCUAGAGCGACCCACGGAUGAAUGUUUCUCAACCUCAAACUUGAAGCACUGCUGGGGGGAGGGCGGGGGGCACCGGCAGCCUCCAGGGCGUGCGCUCGUGCGGUGUGUCCCUGGCCCCGCGCCCGCCCCAAGACCCCGUCCCACUUUUGUAGUUUUGUAGCCAGCUGCGCUGCCGUCAGCUGCCCCUCGCCCCCCGGGCCAGAGGAAACCACUUCUCCAGGAUGCUGGCCUGCCCUGCUCGGGCCUGGCCGCGGCAGCAGGCGGAGGUGCCCCGGCCCAGCCCGACCGGCCGUGACGCUGCAGUAGAGAGAACAUGUAAGCUGCGCUUCUGCUUGUUCUGCAUGUGGACGCCCACGCGUCGCGCUCCGUGUCAUAGGAACCAAACACUUAAAACUAACAACCCAAGUGACCGCGUCUUAACUGUAUUGAACGGGCGACUCGCGCGCCCAGCUCCUCGCUGCUGAAUGUUGUCCGCGCAGCGCCCGGGCCCCUGUGCAUCGCACCACCUGGACUCAAGCUCCUCCUCGCCAUCGCCAUCCGCACACCUGUAACUAGCGCCUGUCAAGGGAGGAGCUGCCCCAUUAAUAAUAAAGACACAUUAACUGCGA
This is a messenger RNA of Alligator mississippiensis (American alligator), 12315 nucleotides long. It is a transcript of the gene MAP1A, whose product is annotated as microtubule associated protein 1A. Gene Ontology annotation, biological process: dendrite development; regulation of microtubule depolymerization; axonogenesis. The record is from RefSeq and is a predicted model, not a curated record. NCBI's taxonomy places the organism in Eukaryota, Metazoa, Chordata, Crocodylia, Alligatoridae. The coding region runs from base 4 to 9627 and encodes 3207 amino acids. Gene Ontology annotation, molecular function: actin binding; microtubule binding. Gene Ontology annotation, cellular component: cytosol; neuronal cell body; microtubule associated complex. The transcript is spliced from 7 exons.